Molecule: messenger RNA, 1983 nt
Organism: Eufriesea mexicana
Lineage: Eukaryota; Metazoa; Arthropoda; Insecta; Hymenoptera; Apidae
Gene: sprt
Product: PDZ domain-containing protein sprite
Exons: 10
Coding region: 1-1983 (660 amino acids)
Molecular function (GO): protein binding
Source: RefSeq, a predicted model, not a curated record
AUGAACGAGAGCCGGUGCUACAUCGAUUCGCCCGUGCUCGCUGAACAUCAGCCAUUCAACCGGAAUGGGAAGGCACUCAGGGGAUCGAAGAAGAGUGUUCUAUUCUAUACAACCGACUGUGGUGACGGCAAAGAAGAUCUAGGACUAAAACUUCAGCAAAGAUCAGUUUCUUUGACCGCUCUGCAUACUGGAACUGGAGCGCAACAGCAAUUUCUGGAACCAAGAAUGGCGCAACUAGAAACCUUGGAAGCAAAGAUGGCCAGUAUAGAAGUAUCCUUAUCAACGACACCGAGGAGGAAAAAAGGUGGGAGCAUUUCCGGUGGAGUAACAUCACCGGCUGGUCAUCGAAAUAGAGAUCAUUACAAGGAAUUGGAUGCUCUGCGGAUCGCAUUACGUGAUAAGGAGAAUAUUAUUCAAACGUUGAAAGGGCAAUUGUGCAACACACUUAGCAACAGAUUAGCAUUACGUAAUGGUGCCCCACCCCUAACCGAGGCUGACAGAAAAGCGACUGAGGAACGACUUCAGAGGCUGCGACGUGAUGCAGAUAAUAAACGACUAGCGAUAAAAAAUUUGAAAUUAGCCCUUGAACGACUAGAUAUUACGGAUAAUAUCGAUGUCCGGAUUCAACAAGCCGAAUUAGAGUACAGACUUGGUCGCGAAGAACUUGAGCUUCUGACUCUUCGCGAAGAGAGCAGAGCCCUACAAGCUGCUUUGGAAUUGGCAGAGACCCAGGAGAAACAAAAGAAUGACACGAUAUAUAGUUGUAUCUCCGGCUCUACACAAGUUACAAUCCACGCAGUGGAAGUUAGCGCAGACCCAAAAAGUCCCCGUUUCGGUGCUGGGCCGAGAGAAGACACACCUGGCUUGUACGUUGAUUGGGCAGUUGAGGAUUCUGGAUUAUGCAAGGGAGACAGAAUCUUGGAGGUGAAUGGAAAACUGGUGGUGGGAGCAGGCAGGAGCGAUUUAGCAAGGCUGUUGGCCGUUGCACCCGACGCAGCACAAAUUGUGGUCCUUCGAAAAGGCGAAUCCCUCGCAGCCCUCCGCACACUUCGAUCUGAUAACCUUAGGCUGACUCACAGGAUCGGAUAUCUCGAGGAACAGGUUAGGGAUCUUCUUGCACCAAGUAGAGCCGAGGUCCCUGCAGAUCCUCCACCAACUCGCCAAGAACAAGUUCAGGUUUUCCAAAAGGGACCACAGGUAACUGCAUUGGUUGCAAAUCUUCCUGGCCUGAAUGUGAGAAACUCGAUGGAACUGCGGCAGAGUCUGCCAACUGUAAGAAGCAGACACAGUGACCACUCGAAGCGUUCGCUAGACGUGAAAGUGUCGAACGAAUUCGAUUCCUCGUCGGCUAGCAUUUCCAAUGGGCACCAUAAAUCACGAAAUAAACAAAAGCACCAAGGAUUUCCUUUAACCAGAUCAACGGCGAGUUUGGAUUGUAAGCAAACGCAAAUACAGUCGCAAUUACAGCGUAGAAGACCACCGCGCGUGGAGUCAGCCAUGGAACACUUAUCUAAGAAUCGAAAGAAUUCUUCUCAAGUACAACCCUUAGACUUCGAUUCCGAACCAACAUACUAUCGAUUACAGGAUUCUCAAUCACGGGCAUCAGAGAAUUCUGAUUUGUCAGUGGUAUAUAGCUCUCAAGAAUCGAAAUCUCGACCAGCGCCACCGAAAAAGCCGCUUCGGCUGUCCCUUCAUCGUGCAGCUAGUCUUCAAUCCGUAGAAAGUGCGCCACCAGCUGCACUUCACGACGUAACCAAAAAACCGACAAAGAGAAAUCAUAAAGGUGAUCCACCAACGGAAAAAAGUACUCGACCGGAAACUAAUGGCGAAAUAAAUAAUCAAACACAAGAUUCGCAUUCUAAUCCACCUCAACCUCCUCCAAGGACACCCUCCAGAGCAGAAUCUUGUCAAAGUGCAUUACGAUGGCCUUCCCCUAAACCACGACCACAUUUAGCACCUGUUACGAUGGAAAAAUGGUGUUAA